AUGUCAGGGGUUUAUCGGAUGGAAGACUUUGUUCUUAGCAUAGGGGCUCAGUUUGAACAUUUUGGGAAAAGACAGGCGAGGAUGAAACCAAUGAGGGAGCAGAUUACGAAGACAGCACCAAACUUACCUGCCGGGGGGGAACGAAAGAAGAGAGUGAGAAAGGAGAAGUGGAGAGAGAAGAUGAGAGAGGGAGAGAGGAGGAGAAGAAGAGAGGAGAAGGGGGGGGGGAAGGAGAAGAGGAGGGAAGGAGAGAGAGAGAAGAGGGGAGAGAGAAGAAAGAGAAAAUGGAGAAGAGAAACAGAGUGCGGGAAAAAAAAACAUGAGAGGAGAGAGAGGAGUGAACACUGA
Molecule: messenger RNA, 348 nt
Organism: Nanorana parkeri
Lineage: Eukaryota; Metazoa; Chordata; Amphibia; Anura; Dicroglossidae
Product: DEAD-box ATP-dependent RNA helicase 42-like
Exons: 4
Coding region: 1-348 (115 amino acids)
Source: RefSeq, a predicted model, not a curated record